This is a messenger RNA of Impatiens glandulifera, 1008 nucleotides long. RefSeq names its product S-formylglutathione hydrolase. The transcript is spliced from 7 exons. Gene Ontology annotation, molecular function: S-formylglutathione hydrolase activity. The record is from RefSeq and is a predicted model, not a curated record. The coding region runs from base 67 to 918 and encodes 283 amino acids. Gene Ontology annotation, cellular component: cytosol. Gene Ontology annotation, biological process: formaldehyde catabolic process. Lineage: Eukaryota; Viridiplantae; Streptophyta; Magnoliopsida; Ericales; Balsaminaceae.
UGAUUUCUUCGUGCAUUCGCAGCAGCGUAGGAGGAGAGGUUUCCAGAGAGAGAUAGAGUGAGAAAGAUGGAGACGAAGCCAAUUGAGAUUGGAAGCUGGAAGUCAUUCGAUGGAUUCACCAAGAGAUACAAGCACUAUAGCCCUACCCUCGGAUGCUCCAUGACUUUUCACAUUCACUUCCCUCCUUCCUCUUUAACAGCCAAGGUCCCUGUACUCUACUGGCUUUCUGGCCUUACUUGCACUGAUGAAAAUUUCAUGGCCAAGUCUGGUGCCCAACGUGUUGCUUCAAGUGAGGGAAUUGCCCUCGUUGCACCCGAUACAUCUCCAAGAGGACUCAAUGUUGAAGGGGAAGCAGACAACUGGGAUUUUGGUGUAGGUGCUGGAUUCUAUCUCAAUUCCACGCAAGAAAAAUGGAAAAACUGGCGGAUGUAUGAUUAUGUUGUGAAGGAACUGCCAGAGCUUCUAAGUGAAAAUUUUCCUCAACUUGACACGUCAAAGGCAUCCAUCUCUGGUCACUCAAUGGGUGGACAUGGAGCUCUAACUAUCUACCUGAAAAAUCUGGAUAAGUAUAUGUCAGUCUCAGCAUUUGCACCUAUUGUGAAUCCUAUAAACUGUCCUUGGGGGCAGAAGGCUUUUAAAAAUUACCUGGGUGAAAAUAAAGUUGAUUGGGAGGAAUAUGAUGCCACUCUUCUGAUAGAGAAAUUCAACAAUGUCCGUGGUACCAUUCUGAUUGAUCAAGGGGAAGAUGACAAGUUUUUGGCUGAUCAACUGAUGCCGGACAAGUUUGCUGAGGCUUGCAGGAAGGCUAAUGUCCCUCUUCUGUUAAGAAGGCAACCGGGUUAUGAUCACUCCUAUUUUUUCAUCUCCACCUUCAUUGAUGACCACAUCCGUCACCAUGCCCAAGCCCUUAAUCUGUAAUUUCCCUAUACAUUUUAUUUUUGCGAGAUUGAAGUAUUGUGUGGUUUUACUUUCAUGUUGAAAGUUGGUUAGCAUAACUACAUUGUUCUC